This is a messenger RNA of Meloidogyne enterolobii, 576 nucleotides long. The record is from the annotation of a GenBank genome assembly. NCBI's taxonomy places the organism in Eukaryota, Metazoa, Nematoda, Chromadorea, Rhabditida, Meloidogynidae.
AUGUAUGUAUGUAGAUUAUUAAUUUCUAUCAUCAAAAUGUAUAUAUCAUUAAAUAAAUUAAUUUUUAUCUAUUUUCAUUUAUCCUAUACUUCAAAUACUACCUUGUGCCCUUCUUUCAAUUUUUUCCGAAAAUCUCAUCAGUAUAUGUUAGGAUCUACUUCUUACUUCAAGGCAAGAAACAGAUCCUUGGACAGCUACUUUUGGACAGCCCUAAUUAUUAGAUAGUUAACCAUUGUAAUUUUCUUCGAAGAGAUUAGCUAUGAGCAAUUUAAUAAAUCUAUUAUUGAAUGGAUUGUGUCGGAUAUGUUUUGACAAUUGUUUUGUGUUUCUUUUUUGUUUGCUUAUACUUUUUUAAUACAUAUGCUUCUUAAUACAUAUAUUCAUGUAUAUAUUAUGUCUAUAUACACAUGUUAUUGAUGUUUUGCUGUGCCCACGUAGAGAGUUUAUUGACAGCCAUCACAGAGGGAAAAAAUCUUUUUGUCAAAGUAUUUCAUUUUUUCGCAACAAUAUACAAGUCCCGACUUUAUUUUUCUCUAAUUUUAUAUUGUCUAUCCAACCCAUAAUUUUUAUCAAUUU